This is a messenger RNA of Odobenus rosmarus divergens (Pacific walrus), 2060 nucleotides long. RefSeq names its product lysophospholipase I (gene LYPLA1). The transcript has 9 exons. Gene Ontology annotation, cellular component: cytoplasm. Gene Ontology annotation, molecular function: palmitoyl-(protein) hydrolase activity; carboxylic ester hydrolase activity. The record is from RefSeq and is a predicted model, not a curated record. Bases 208 to 900 code for a protein of 230 amino acids. Lineage: Eukaryota; Metazoa; Chordata; Mammalia; Carnivora; Odobenidae. Gene Ontology annotation, biological process: protein depalmitoylation.
CGGCGGGGGAGGGGCAGGCUGACAGGACCCUCGGGGCGCCCGGGCGCGGAGCUGGCGCAGGGCGGCGCGGCGCCUCUUUGGCGCGCACGCGCCUGAGCGCGCGCCCGGAGGGGCGGGCCGGGAAUUGCCGCUCGCACGCCCUUGGGCAGCGGCCGGGCGCCCGUUGUCCGUUUUGCUUCCGACGCGCGCAGCCAGUGGAGCUGGUGUAUGUGCGGCAAUAACAUGUCUGCCCCGCUUCCCGCCACCGUGCCCGCCGUCCGGAAAGCCACCGCUGCGGUGAUUUUCCUUCAUGGAUUGGGAGAUACAGGGCAUGGAUGGGCAGAAGCCUUUGCAGGUAUCAGAAGUUCACAUAUCAAAUACAUCUGCCCACAUGCACCAAUUAUGCCUGUAACAUUGAAUAUGAACAUGGCUAUGCCUUCUUGGUUUGAUAUUACUGGGCUUUCAGUAGAUUCACAGGAGGAUGAACCUGGAAUUAAACAGGCAGCAGAAAAUGUAAAAGCUUUGAUAGAGCAAGAGGUGAAGAAUGGCAUUCCUUCUAACAGAAUUGUUUUGGGAGGAUUUUCUCAGGGAGGAGCUUUAUCUUUAUACACUGCUCUCACCACACAGCAGAAACUGGCCGGUGUCACUGCACUCAGUUGCUGGCUUCCACUCCAGGCUUCAUUUCCACAGGGGCCUAUCAGUGGCAUUAAUAGAGAUAUUUCUAUUCUUCAGUGCCAUGGAGAUUGCGAUCUGUUAGUUCCCCUAACGUUUGCUUCUCUUACUGCCGAAAAGCUAAAAACAUUAGUAAAUCCAGCCAAUGUAACCUUCAAAACCUAUGAAGGCAUGAGGCACAGUUCAUGUCAACAGGAAAUGAUGGAUAUCAAGCAGUUCAUUGAUAAACUUCUACCUCCAGUUGAUUGAUGUCACUAAGAGGCCUUCUGUAGAAGUGCACACCAGCAUCAUUGUAGUAGCGUAUAAAUCUUUUCCCGUGCCCAGUCUUGAAACUUCUAAUGUUUUCAGUGUUAAAAUGUUUUGCAAAUACACACCAAUGAUACAGACUACAUGAUACUCUCUCCUUGUGGGAAAGAUGGUCUUCUUUUAAGUUUCUAUACCUGUAUUUGUAUAAUAUGAUUCAGAAUAUACUAAUAUUAAAAUAGGUGAAGCAGCUAAGCUUCUUUUUCCCAAAGUAAUUCAGCAAAAUAAUAAAAUACUGUAACCAGAUUUUUUAUUACGUCAUUUGACAAUUAUUAGUAUGCUUAAUGAAAAUUUGUUUAGGUACAAAUGAGCAGUUAAGAUAUAAAUGACUUAUGCAUGCUGUGACUUAGUCUAUGGACUUAUUCCAAAAUUACUUAGUCACCAUGCACUAUCUGUAUUUUUAUAUAUAUAUAUUCAUUAUACUUAAUGAUUGUAAUACAUAAUGAGAAUGAGGUGUUACUACAUUAUUCCCAAUAAUAGGGAUAAUGCUUCUAAGGUCAAUAAAGAGUAAUUUUCCUGUGUUCAGUUAAUGGCCCUUUUAUUUUGGGGACCAGGCUUUAUUUUCCCUGAUACCAUUUCUAUUUAGUAUUUUUUUUUUUUGUCUCUAGAAAUCUGUUCUUUUUUAUCCUUCAUAACAGACCAAAUAUUGCCUCCUUGCCAUAGACAUCUGCUGCCAAUACAUGCUGUAAUUUGACAUUCUGAAUCACAGGUUUGAUGGUAUUUAAAAUGUAUUUACAUUUGUAUACAGAAACCUUUAAACUUCCUACACUACUUAUUUCUUAAACUGCACCUUAGUCCAAAGUUAGACCUAUAUAGUUAUUAGAAUCUUCAGUCUAGAUAAUGGGAAUAAUUCUGUGGUUGUAUUUUUCUGUAAUUAACUGAAAGAAUAUGUAGGUCAUAUUCUAGUAUGUUCUGGAAUAUUUAAGACAGAUCUUAAAAACUAAUUUCUAAGAUGAUUUGCUCUAAGAUGAUUCUCCUCGAGCGUAGUUUUAGUUUACUUGUUUUGUACAUAUAUUUGAAACCAACUACUGUAGAAAAUGAACAGUCCAUUAGAAAAUUUUGCUUUAUUUUUAUCUGCCAGUGAAAUUUUUUGAAAACUUCACUUU